Molecule: messenger RNA, 781 nt
Organism: Plodia interpunctella (Indianmeal moth)
Lineage: Eukaryota; Metazoa; Arthropoda; Insecta; Lepidoptera; Pyralidae
Exons: 8
Coding region: 80-499 (139 amino acids)
Source: RefSeq, a predicted model, not a curated record
CUCGCUAAUUUUUGGACGAAAAGAGAAAAUAUUUUUGUGUAUUUUUUCUUUGGUAUGUUUAGUCUAUCGUUAUAUAAGGAUGUUUUAUUUGUUGCUAUCAUUUGGGUUGCUGAUAUGUAUAAUAUUAAGGGGAAUCUCCGUGCAAAAUGUUUACCGAGCGUUUGAUCCUCGAUUAUCAGACGCAGAUUCUGUUUUGGUGUGGGCCUCUCAUACUUUAAGGAGAUCCAGUUUUGACUUAAGCCAUGGCAGCUCACGUACAACAUCCGGAAUGAAACUCAUGGAUGGCUUUAGAAGACAGGCCACUCAAGAACCUAGGUGGGUGAAAGACCUGAGGUAUAUAGUGUUUCGAUUGAUAAGAGACAAAAAAAGCUACAGCCUGGGACAAGAACUCAAUAAUAUAGUAGAACUUAUAGAAAAAAGGGAAAAAGUAACCAUGGACAUCAUUUAUAAUGACAAUGGUAAUUUGAAUUUUGUUAUUAUUAAGACGAAAUGCAUAUAGAGUAUCAUUGACACAACUGAUGAUCCCGGACUAAAAUACCGGUUCAACCAGAAACAUCCUCCCUGAUUCGACGAGCAGUCGGUAUUUUUAUAAUAUCACAAUUUCAACUCCGAGGAAUGCAAAUUGAUCAUGUUUACCCUAUUUAAUAAUAUAAUAAUCGUAAUUAUUUGUUGUCUUUUAUCUACCACUCUAAAUAUUCUCUAAAAACUAUCUACAGAAUUUAAGUACGCAAAUUUAAACAUAAUCUUAUAUAAUAAUUUAUAAAUACCAAUAAUUCUUUUA